CCUCGGAGGUUUCGUGUCCCCUCCCUGGCUCUCCAAACAGCCCAAGUGGCACCUUGGCAGCUGGGGCGGCCACAGCCUGCCCCCCACCCACCCGUGGCCAUAUAAAUCCCCCCAGGCUGCGGCUGGCAAAGGGACAGGAGCGCCCGGAGAGAUGGACGACAGCUCCAAGGAGGCGCUGAUGGAGGAGGCACCCCCGAGGUACACGGAGUCCCCCCGCCUGCCCUGCGUGUCCCACCAGCUCCGGGGCCUCCUGACGGCGGUGGGGAUGAUGGUGGUCCUCGUGGUGGUGGUGGUCGCCUUCCUGCUCCUGGGGCUGCACAUCACCGAGGCACACGCGGAGACGGUGUUGCGAAUGACCAUCCACGGGCUGGAUGGCGAAGGGACCCCUCAGCACCUCUCCAUGAGCAAGAGGGAAAGGACCGGGACGUUCUCGGUGCAGGAUGGGCUCAACGCCUCGGCCAUGGUGGUGUACGACUACAGCAAGCUGCUGGUGGGCUACAGGUCCUGGCGGCACCGUGCCUGCUUCAUCACCCGCGUGGCCAGGGACAACUUCCCGGGGCUGGACGCCAUCACUGACACCUUCCAGCGCCGGCAGGCUGAGCAGGCUGGGGACAACGCUGUGCCCUUGGCCGACCGCUCCAUCCUGGGCACCACCAUCAACAUCCUCUGCAGCGCCGUCCCCGUGCCGGGCUGGGAGGAGGAGGAGGAGGAAGAAGAGGAGGGAGAGGAGGCUGCCAUGGAGAGCAGCAUGAAGAAGGUGGUGGUUGAGGAAGAGGAGGACUCGGAGCAGGGAUGCUGCUGCCCAGGCUGCUGCUUGCCCUGCACCAUGUGCUGCGCCAAGUGUGCCCGGUGCUGCUGCCUGCCCAAGUGCUGCUGCAAGUGCCCCAAGUGUCCCGGCUGCUCCGGCUUCUCCGGCUGCUCCGGCUGCCUCAAGAAGUCCCUGUGCUUCGUGCCCCGCCUGCUGUGCUACCUGCCCCGCAAGCUGCUGGGCUGCCACAACCUCCGGUGCCUCCUCAUCGUGGUGGUGGUGGUGGUGCUGCUGGUGGUCAUCAUCGCCGGCGCCCUGCUCAUGUGGCUGCACGUCGACCAGAGCCACGCCGACACCGUGCUGCGGAUGGGCCUGUGGGGAGGGCCGGCCUGGGAAGAGGAUGCGGCCACUUUCUACCUGGACGGCGGGGAUGGGGCUGCGGCCACCGUGGUCUACGACUACAGGAAUCUGCUGGUGAGCUACAGGUCCCAUCUGCACCGCGCCUGCUACGUCACCCGCGUGGACAAGGACAACAUCCCGGGGCUGGACGCGGUGGCUGAGACCUUCCAGCGCCGGCAGGACGGGCAGAGGAUCUCCCUGCCCCUGGCUGACCGCUCCCUGCUGGGCACCACAGCGAGCAUCCUCUGCAGCGCCCUGCCCGUCUACUGGGCUUAGCCCUGCUGGGUGAGCGUGAUGGGUGGGUGGGGGACACUGAGGGACCUGUACCCACCCACCAGCACCCUCACAGCGCUGGCUUUGCCUUGCAGCACCCCCGGUGUUGCCACAGCCCCUCUGGAAGCAUC
Empidonax traillii (willow flycatcher) is the source of this 1551-nucleotide messenger RNA. It is a transcript of the gene SFTPC, whose product is annotated as surfactant protein C. Gene Ontology annotation, biological process: respiratory gaseous exchange by respiratory system. The coding region runs from base 152 to 1423 and encodes 423 amino acids. The record is from RefSeq and is a predicted model, not a curated record. The transcript has 10 exons. NCBI's taxonomy places the organism in Eukaryota, Metazoa, Chordata, Aves, Passeriformes, Tyrannidae. Gene Ontology annotation, cellular component: extracellular region; alveolar lamellar body.